CUUCUGGCAGAUGAGGAAGAGGAGGAGCCGGUUCCUGCAGAUAUGGGCACUUCUGCCGAGGCCAUGCAGGUCUCCCUGGGUGAGGAAGAGGACGUUGAGGAAGAGGAGAAUGAUGAGAACUGGCUUAAUCGUCAUAGCGAAGAGAGUCCCAGGCCUGAGGGUCUAUUACCCGCCGCCAAGAGACCCCACCUGAGCAGCAAACCAGGCGUUAGCCCCGAAUGGAGUUAUGAGCCACGGGAACCUCUCAGUUCCCUCAACUCCCAACACAUGCCGCAUUCCCCCUCCCCUCCCCUCUCCCCCGAAUUACCCCGACCUCCUUUGGCACCUCCUACACCUGGACACAAGCCAAAAUUGCCCUCACCCUCUCCUGCACGACAGAAGAACAAGUCACCCAAAAGAGGUGCUGGUUCUGCACCCACUGGUGUAAUGGGGCGCCCACUUAUGUUGACCCCACCCAAGACCAAUCAGAAGGCAGGAAAGAGGUCACCCAGUAGGCCCAAAAGCCCCCGCAGCCCAAAGCCAAGCCUUGCCCUUUUGGGUACAACUGGACGUGGCUGGGCUGGACCUCCUGCAGAUAAUAGCUCUCAUGAUGACCAGUUCAGAGCUCAUGAUGCAGGAGAUGAGGAUAUUGAGAACUCUAUUGCUGCUGUGAUUGCACGGGCUUGUGCAGAUGGAGAUGGAUCAGACCCAUUUGCUUAUGACUCGGACUCAGACAGUGAGGGGCCAAACCCUCCAAAACCUGCACCCAAACAUAUGCUAAGCCACAUCAAACCUCCACAAGCUCUCACCGGAAAACACUCACUUCCACCAGUUCCCCCAAAUCUCAACCCACCUAAUCGCUGGACGAUGGAUGACUCUAUAGACGAGGUCAUCCGAAAGGCCAAUCAGGGUCAAAAGCCAAUUCAGGCCCCAAGUCUUUCACCUCCAGAACCCACUUACCUGUCGUCCCCACCUGACUCGCCUCCCACACUGCUGCCACCUCUAAAACCUCCCCAGGAACGGAAAGACCCUGUUACCGCUACCCUUCUAAAGAAAAAACUCAAGAAGAACAUCAGGGUCAAGUUGAAGAAGAAAGACAAGGAGAGAUUCAAGGAGAAGGGCAAAGAGAAAGGAAAGAACAAGGAGAAGAAGCGGGAAAAGGAGCGAGGGCAGGUAGAGGAGAACAACAUGCCCUGGCUGGAGCUAUUGCUAGGAGGUGAAGAGCGGAGAGACGGCAUUAGCGGGAAGAAAGAGAAGGACAAGCACAAAGACAAGAAGAAAGAUAAAGAGAAAAGCAAGAAAGAGAAAGAGAAACGAGACAAGGGCAAGGAGCGAGGCAAGGAAGAGAAGAAGAUAUCUCAAGGAACCAAAGACAUCGCCACUGCCGUUGGCGCCACCAGCCCACUCUUCAGCCCCCAGACCUGCCUACGAGUCCCAUCAAUGUUGCCCCCUUUGCCACCAAUACUCCCUGAUAAAUUAUUCCCACACCCCAAGGAUACCAAGAGCAAAGACAAGGACAAGAAGAAGGACAAGAAAGAGAAGAAGAAGAAAAAAGAGAAGGAGAAAGACAGAGAGAAGGAGCGUGAAAAGGAACGGGCAAGGGAGAAGGAGCGAGAUAAAGAGGAGAAGAAGAAGGACAAAGAGAAGAAAGAAAAGACUAAGGAAAAGGAGAAAAACAAGCCAAAACUUGAGAAAUCAAGUUUAUUGGUAAGACGCCCUAUAGCACUUUCGAAGUCCCUGGUCUCACGCAGUAUUUGGAAAGCUACUUUCACUGCUUACACCAAAAGCUACUCUAAACUAGUUAAAACUAGUUAAAGUCAACAUGAAAUGAUCUUCACAACCAUUUUAUAUCUCUAACCUUAUAUUUCUGAGUGAAGCACAAUAUGCAGAGGCAACAAGAUGUACAUGUACACAGUUUUGAAUCGUAUGCAUAUGCAACUGCAUGAUGUACUCAUCAUUGAAUGCCAACUACAUAAGGCCGCAUAGGCCAUUCAUAAAACUUCCACAUGAAUUCAAUAUGACUAUCAGGUGCAGCAUCAAUAAUGCAAUACACAAGAGAGUCACACA
Molecule: messenger RNA, 2046 nt
Organism: Sinocyclocheilus grahami
Lineage: Eukaryota; Metazoa; Chordata; Actinopteri; Cypriniformes; Cyprinidae
Product: transcription initiation factor TFIID subunit 3-like
Exons: 1
Biological process (GO): positive regulation of transcription by RNA polymerase II
Cellular component (GO): transcription factor TFIID complex
Molecular function (GO): p53 binding; transcription factor binding
Source: RefSeq, a predicted model, not a curated record